AGGAGCAUCAUAACGAGGUAGUAACAUCAUAAACAGGCUGGAGCAUCUUGAGAUGUCGGAGCACUUUAGAGAUGUGGGAGUGUCAUAAAGAGGUAGCAACAUUUUAGAGAAGUAGCAGCAUCUUCAAAAGGUGGCACUUGUAUGCUGUAAUGGGGCACAGUCAAUAUUCUUUAGAUGAACAGAGUCAGAUCAUUUCGAGUUAACCCAGUGAACAUGAAUUCAAUCAUUAGAAUGUCAUCUGUCUCGUAAUUUUACAAGUAAUUUUGGUUGGUGGUGACUUUUUUUUGUUGUUGUUGGUUUUGAACAAGAAUACGUUGUGAAGGUGGCCUGCAAUGGAAAGCAGAGCAGGAAUGCUCAGCCAAGGCUGGAGUGCAGGCCAUAGCUGGGACAGCGCAGCACUGCGCCUGCGCGAAGGGCUCGGUCGCGUCGGAAUUGUCCCCGUGCGAGAGCCCGUAUUACCCAGCGUGCAGCGGGGAACCAAGAUGGCGGGGCCGAGCGGCCGAACGAUGUUGACAAACUAGAGACGGGAUCGGGCCUUGGAUUCGCGGAGCCCGGCGAUGCGAGGAGUGUGCUGCCGAUCUGGCUUUGAAUAGUUUUGGAUUUUACAUCAUGAGUAUUGUUCACGAUAAACUAGCGAACGAAUUCCUCAGGAACGGUGGGAUGGAACCAAACUUCUCUUCUGGUAUGAUUAUGUUCAGUCACCUCCCACCAAUCACAAAUUUUUCCACCCUUGCUGCUCAUUCUGUCGCACCAGCUGUACCUCAGGAUUUGAUCCUUAAAAAGGAUCCCGAUGCUCCAGCAGAAAAAUAUCCUUCAGACUAUAUGCAACCCACCUCGGAUGUUAAAGAGAAAAAGUUCUCCGCACAUGAUGGAUUUGUAUUUUUUAAGAAUAAACUUCUCGAAGAAGAGGAAAUGGGCAGGGGACAGAGCAUCUUAACCCACAGUCUGACUCACACCAGUGUAAAGGAAUUCGAAGGAUGCCAGACACCUUUACUCAAUCGGUCUCAAAUCAGAUAUGAAAAAGAUUACCUCACUGUUCCCAAACAAGGGAAUGUCAAGAGGGCUAAGAAACAGAACUCACAAUCUCAGGAUACAAAACCCAAGCGAAAACGAAGUGAAACAUCCAAGUCUUCAACGGGUGGAGACGGUACCAACCUUCUACACGGUCCGAAGGUUCAUAUAUGUGAGCAUUGCUGUGCCUCCUUCCGUAGUUCUUACCAUCUUCGUCGCCACGUACUCAUUCAUACUGGUGAACGACCUUUCCAAUGUAGCCAGUGCAACAUGUGUUUCAUUCAGAAGUAUCUGCUUCAAAGGCAUGAGAAGAUCCACAGUGGAGAGAAGCCAUUCUGUUGUGAUCAGUGUAAUAUGAGGUUCAUCCAGAAAUAUCACAUGGAGCGACACAAACGGACACACAGUGGAGAAAAGCCUUAUCAGUGCCACACUUGUCAACAGUAUUUUUCUAGAACAGACAGAUUAUUAAAGCACAGACGAACAUGUGGUGAAGUCCUUGGUAAAAGUGAAAAUGGAAUGGAGCCUGGGCCAUCAAAUCAAAUGGGGAAUGGUUGCUUCACAUCAACUCAGGGAACUACAGGUCCACGCAAGAAAACAAAAUCAAAAGCUACAUCUCAGGAGACUAAGGAGAAGACAGCUCGCAAAAAGAACAAAUCCAACAUUUCUGAACUUCCAAGUAGCUUAACCACCUGCAAAGAUAAAUUGUCUGUAUAUAAUAUGCAUGAAUAUGCUGUUGAGAUGCCAAUGGUGUCCUCUAAUAUGAAAUUGGGAAAUGAAGAGGAUUUGCAAACCCGAGCACCAAAACUUGUCAUCAAAAAAGUGAAUCGGAAGAGCCCUCAAAGGACAGGUCCGAACAAUGCAACGCCUCUAGUUAUACCUGCCACAGAGCUGGUGAGGCAAAAGCUGAUGACUAAUAAACAAGGGACUUUGGCAUUGAAUAAUAGCACCAGCAUGGAUAAUAUUGUCUUACUGCAGAAUACAGGCAAUAAACCAGAACAGGCUAGCAACUGCAACUAUGAUGAUGCAAUGCAGUUUUUUAAGAAAAAAAGAUACCUGCAGGCUGCUUCCAGUAAUAAUGACUAUGCAGUAAGUAUAGGACAAAUGGCAUCUCAACAGUCUGUAAUUCAGGCAGCAGUUGCGAGUGUUAUGGAUAAUGAAAGCUCACUUACUCUGCUGGACUCUUCUCCAAUGAAUGUGGAUGUGAAAGUCUGUCAUGAAAAGUCUGGAAUUCCAGAUGAGGUCCUUCAAAGCCUUCUAGACCAAUAUUCCCACAAGCAUGAGGGCCAGCAUGAUGUUCCUUUUGAUAUUGCUGACCAACAUAUCCCAAUCCAUUCUUCAGGAGAAAAUCCAGAGAUACAUGAGAAUGCUGUUUGCCCAGAUCCACAUGCAUCUCGUGGUGACAAAACAGGAAUGCUCCAAGAAUAUUCUAAGUACCUGCAGCAAGCUUUAGAGAGAACGAGUCAAAGUGAUGGGUUUUCACUAAACCCAGGGAUGCAGUUUUGUCCCACUAGUCUUCCAUCCAGUCUCCCCAGCCAUAAUUUAUUCCCUGAUAAACAGGCUUAUACUACACCUGCACUCGAGUGUGGUUUCAGUCCAUCUAUUACCUCAGUAUUGCCAACCACCUCACCAAAAUCACAUUUUGGUUUGUUGAUUGGAAGUUCCCAACCUGGCAUUCAUUUUCCUGGUACAGAAGCUGCUCAUCAAAGGCUGACGCCAUCUCAGGAGUUAGUGGGGCAGCUGGAACAGCAAAAGAACUUGGAGGCUGGCCUGAACCAUCAGGUCUAUCAGAUUGAGAAUUUUGCCCAGGCCUUUGGAUCUCAGUUUAAGUCAGGUGGUAGAGUGCCAAUGACCUUCAGCAGUGGCACCAACGAAGAGGCAGGCCACAGAAUAAGGACUACAGUUUCUGAAUUCUCAGGGUACACUAAUUUGUUGUCUGAUGCUAAUGAGCCAAUUAGUACAGGAGCCAAGACUCCAACCAGCCAAAGUUACAGGUAAGGUCAUAAGUAUGACCAGGCUGGAGGGCCUUGAGUGCUUGAUACCAUGUUUUUGACCAUGUGUAAGCACAUUGCCAGUCCAAAUGUUUAUAUAUCAGGUUCUGAGAAAAAAAUGUAUGAAGCCCUUCCAAUGCAACAUUUUACCAUUUUGUUUGGUGCAUUCAGUCUGUAAUCAUGUUAGAACAGUUUGUAUUAGGAAUAAAUUUUAAACACAGUGGAUAGGCAGAAAAUUAAACAAGUCUGGAAUUUUUUUCUCAGUGGAUUGGGAAAUGUUUUAGCAGAAUAGCAUGACUUGGAUGGGGUUAAAUGUUUUUUUUGUGGGAUUUGUGUUUUUUAAAAAUUCAACUGUACUAUUAAUGGAAAAAAGAGUAACUCAAAACAUCAGGGAAGUGCUCAACGUUCAAUUUUCAAAAUAGAGACAUCAAUAAUAUUGAGCUAUGACUCUAGUUUGUAGUAUGACUCAGGAAACAUUUGAUGCAGUAAGGGGAGAUUUCUAUUGAAACAAAUUCCACAAGCACUGACUUGAAAGGGGAGCAGAACUUUGAUGUUGGGAACUUUGCUGUGCACAUCUGUGCGUGAAGCAUUUGGUCCCUGAUAACAGCUUUGAAGCUGUAAAGCAGUAACCUCAUUGAGUCAAAAGGAACUAAUGACCAAUUUCAUUUCAGUGUAGUAAUAAAAAAAGGUUUUAAAAAAUCUUUAAAAAAAUUAGGUAGGCAAGACUUUAUUUACCUCAUUCUGCAUUUUGAAAGCCGUGAAUAGGCAGGUACCAAUGCAAGUAUCAGUAGUACAAGUAGCAUGAAUCAACAUUGUGUAAAUAUAAUAAUUCCCACUAACAUUAGCGAUGUUUACAGGAGAAAAGAUCUUUGUUUCAGAAAACUGCAAAGUACAGGGUGAAAGGUUGAAACUGCAGUUCUGUACAGUGAAAACUAUGGGUGCAAAGUAUGUUGAAAGGUUCAGUAUGCUACAUAAAGUCUUUUUAUACAUUUCAUAGUGUUGCAAAAGCAUAGUGUUACAGUUCAGAUUUGCCCAUCAGUUUAAUGGUAACAACCUGCUAUUAUAAUAGCCAUUAAAAGUGUGUGGUAAUUUGCUGCUUUAUUUUUGAGUUUUAAGAAAUUAAAAACAAGAAAUGGUCAAAAGUAACAAAUUUAGUUAAACCUACACAUGCCUGAUUUAUUCACCUAGUUGUAUAUAUUCAAAGUAAUUUUACUUUGAUUCUGUAUUCCAUCCUGAAUGCCUAAGGACUCAAAUGAUUACAGUACAUAAGCUUUGUUAUUUAUAAUUCAUAAAUAGUUUGUGUAGUAUCAGAGAGAGAUCUGUAAGAUUGCUAACAGUUAUAUUGUAUGUUUUGAAAAAGUUGUAUUUGACUUGAAUUAUCUCAAGGAGCAGUUAGAGAAUUUCCCUUAACUGGGAAAAGCCAGUGGAAUAGUAAGUAAACUCUAGUUGUGAAUUGUAAGUCUAGAGUCAAGGAUAUCUCCUAGAGCUUUUCAACCCAUAAUACAUCUAGUGGUAAAGUGAUUAAAAUUGUCUAAACAGCAGUAAUCAAGAUCCACAGCUUCUUUUUCCUUGAGUGUGUUGGUUAUAAUCAAGACUGGUGUUAGACCUGCUUUCAAAUGAUACCAGCAGUGUUCAUGUUGCUGAUUGAAGUACAUCAGUUUAUCGCUAAAAUGACCAAGCCUUUAAACCAUUGUAAACUAAAUGCUAGGAAUCCUAUUUUUUUUUCAGUUUGAGGCUGUCUCCUGCUAGUCAAUACACUGCCUUAUUUUUGGUUCCCUGAUUGAACAAAGAACUUAAUUCAGUCUCCGAUGGAACACAUGCAUGGAAGAAAAUUAACUCUGUUCUUUGUCCAUUGUAAUGAAAUGAGAUUUUUUUAACUGAUAAAAUUAUAACAUUGCAGGACCUGAAAUUUAGAGUGUCCUGAUUGGUUCAGAUUAAGGAGGUCCUCAUCCCAAUUUUAGUGUUCUCUUUAUAAUACAAAAUCUGUUGUCUCCCCAUUGCAGCAACCAACUGUUUCAUAAAUUAAUCCAGUACCCUCUGAUCAAACACACUUCCUGAUAACCCAUUCCAUUUGUCCCAAUUUUGCCAUUCACUGCUCCACAUCCUUGUAUCUUGCUACCCUGAAUUAUCUAAAGUUAUUGCUUUUGAGUUUCUUUACUCUGAUUUCUCAUCAGGGAAUUUUCUUUGAGGUGCAAGAGCCCCAUCUU
Messenger RNA from Chiloscyllium plagiosum (whitespotted bambooshark), 5206 nucleotides. The record is from RefSeq and is a predicted model, not a curated record. NCBI's taxonomy places the organism in Eukaryota, Metazoa, Chordata, Chondrichthyes, Orectolobiformes, Hemiscylliidae.